UGCUUGUUCAUUUGUUCCCUCUGGAGAUCAGUCUCUUGGAUCGCAUUUGCUUCUUUCUCUUGUUCUAUCUCUUUUAUUCAGUUCUGUUUAUAUUAAGGGGGGGGGGGGCACCCAAACGCGGUUCCUGGACAAGAGCACGUCACAGAUACUGCUUGUUUUUUGUAAUAUCUGCCCAGAAGAUAACUGGAUGCACUUGAGACACUUUUGUAACUCUUUUCAAUAUCUUCUGCAAUUGGCUUGGAAGCAAAAAAGAUGUUUCACAUGACAUGGAAUCAGCCUCUGAAACUAAUGAGUUGCACCACUGCAUCCGAUGUAUAUUUAAAACUGAUGUUUUCAAGAGCCUUUUCGCGUUCAUGGAAGUCGUGGAUGUCAAUCCACUCUCUUAUUGGGGACAAGAAUAUUGUUCUAAUGGGACCUCCUGGAGCUGGGAAAACAACAGUAGGGAAAAUUGUAGGGCAGAAACUAGGCUGCAGUUUCAUAGAUGUAGACGACGAUGUCCUUGAAAAAACAUGGAAUAUGCCUGUGUCAGAGAAACUGAAGGUUGUUGGUAAGGAGCAAUUUUUAGAAGAGGAAGGAAAAGCCCUAUUAAGCCUUUCAACGUCAGGCAGUGUAGUUUCCCUUACCGGGUCUAACCCAAUGCAUGUUGCCAGUAUGCAGCACGUGAAGAAAAAUGGGAUUGUAGUAUAUCUGGAUGUACCUACUCAAAGCAUAAUGGAUCGACUGAAAUUAAUGAAAGUUGACCGUAUUGUAGGUCAGGGUUCCAGUACCUCAUUGAAAGACAUACUUCAGUUUAGGAAGCAAUUUUACAAAAAAUGGUAUGAUGUCCGGGUUCUUUGUGAAAAUGGGAUUACAGCCACAGCUGUGGCAGAAAAAGUGCUUUGUGCAGUUGAGCGGUAUCAGGAUUCAGAAUCAGAGUGCUUAAUUUCAACCAGAAGUCUUCAGUGUGAUGACAAUAGUGAGCAAAAGCACUCUGUUAAAUUCUUCAGUGAUGCUGUUGUUGAAGGCUUAGCACCUGAUGGUGGACUCUUUGUUCCUUUGAUGGGACUUCCAAAAUUCACCGCUGGAGAAUGGCAGCGUUUAUUAGGGGCAACCUAUGCAGAAAGAGCUCAGCUUAUAUUGGAAAGAUGUAUACAUCCUGCUGAUAUACCUGCUCCUGAACUGUGGGCCAUUGUUGAGGCUGCAUAUGGACAAAACUUUGCAUGUUCUAAAAUUGCCCCUGUUAGACAUCUGACUAGCAAUCAGUUUCUUCUGGAGCUCUUUCAUGGACCAACUGCUUCAUUUAAAGAUUUGGCACUACAAUUAAUGCCUCAUGUGUUUGCAUACUGCAUUCCCAAAACCUGCAAUUAUUUAAUCUUGGUAGCUACUUCUGGUGACACAGGAAGCGCAGUUCUAGAUGGUUUUAAUCGUCUUACAGAGGCAGACAAGCAAAGAAUUGCAGUGGCCACCUUCUUUCCUGAGAAUGGAGUCAGCCAGAUACAGAAAUCACAGAUGAUUGGCUGCCAGGGUAAAAAUACAACCGUAAUUGGCGUCCAAUCAGAUUUUGAUUUUUGCCAAUCUGCCAUCAAAAAAAUGUUUUCCAAUUCAGAUUACACAGGUUUUCUCACUGUAGAAUACGGAACUGCUUUGAGUGCAGCAAAUUCUAUAAACUGGGCGCGACUGCUUCCCCAGGUGGUUUAUCAUGCUUCAGCUUACCUUGACCUUGUUGAACAAAACGUUAUCACUUUCGGCUAUCCUGUAGACAUCUGUAUUCCAACAGGAAAUUUUGGCAACAUAUUAGCAGCCGUAUAUGCAAAAACCAUGGGUAUCCCGAUAAGAAAGUGUAUCUGUGCUUCCAAUCAGAACAACGUAUUGACUGAUUUUAUAAGGACAGGGCUGUAUGACCUAAGGGGAAGAAACUUAAAACAAAGUUCAUCACCAGCAAUAGACAUCUUGAAGUCUUCCAACCUCGAGCGGCAGUUGCACCUGAUUGUUAAUGGCGAUGGACCACUGGUGGCACAGUUAUUUAGCAAUCUGGAAAAACAGCUCUACUUCCAGUUGCAGAAGGAGUUCCUUGAAAAACUUCAGCAAGACCUUGUGGCUGAUUGGUGUUCUGAGGAGGACUGUCUGGAUGCGAUCCACUCUGUGUACAAUUCCACAGGGUAUAUCUUGGACCCACACACAGCCAUUGCAAAAGUAGUUGCUGAUCGAGUACAAGAUAAAACCUGCCCAGUUAUCAUUUCAUCUACUGCUCAUUAUUCCAAAUUCGCACCUGCUAUCCUCCAGGCACUGAGAAUGGGAGAAAUAAAACAGACUCCAUUAAGUCAGCUUCACUUGUUAAACUCCUACAAGCCUUUGCCACCAGUCCACAGGGGCUUAUUAGAGACUAUGGAAAAGAAUAAGCAACAGAGCCAUCAGGUCUGUGCCGCUGACAUGAAUGUCCUUAUGGAGCAUGUCGAAGCCUUAAUACAAAAACAGUUCAUGAAGGUUUCCUGAGGCUCAGUUGGUCUUGGUUAUAUAAAUCCAUUUUGAAUAUUGUUUCACAAAAA
Heteronotia binoei (common prickly gecko) is the source of this 2525-nucleotide messenger RNA. It is a transcript of the gene THNSL1, whose product is annotated as threonine synthase like 1. The transcript is spliced from 2 exons. Gene Ontology annotation, biological process: amino acid metabolic process. Bases 253 to 2472 code for a protein of 739 amino acids. Gene Ontology annotation, cellular component: cytoplasm. The record is from RefSeq and is a predicted model, not a curated record. Lineage: Eukaryota; Metazoa; Chordata; Lepidosauria; Squamata; Gekkonidae. Gene Ontology annotation, molecular function: pyridoxal phosphate binding.